This is a messenger RNA of Anthonomus grandis grandis, 3171 nucleotides long. RefSeq names its product PHD finger protein 14. The transcript has 16 exons. The record is from RefSeq and is a predicted model, not a curated record. The coding region runs from base 102 to 3038 and encodes 978 amino acids. Lineage: Eukaryota; Metazoa; Arthropoda; Insecta; Coleoptera; Curculionidae. Gene Ontology annotation, biological process: regulation of transcription by RNA polymerase II.
UACGUCCGGGUUUUGGUAGGGCACCAGGCAGGUAAAUUUUGGACAACAAUCGCCACAAAAAAAAACAAAUCCGGGGUUGAUUUAACCACCUGGGUGCAAAAAUGAAGUUAGCUCCCUUAUUAGAAAAAGCCAAAGAUGUGGACUUUAUCGUUAAAACUGCGAUUGAAAGAGAUCCGAAGAAGCGUCGGGUGAAACCAAUAGAGCAACCAUGCGUCAUAGAUUUUGAUGAGGAAAGUAGCGACGAUUCGGAUUUUCGAAUUGAAGACCAUCCAGAUGUUAGCGAUGACGAUAUUGACUCUUUAGACAGCGGUGGCGGCGACAAUGACAAUGACAGCAGUAACAAUAGCGAAGCUGAAUCAGAUGAUUCUGAGUUGGAUAAACUCGACGAGUUGCGGAAUCUGAACCCUAUAAGUACUAAUGGCCUGUCUUCAGUUGGAAGUGUACUUGAACAAGCCAAGCGUCAGUCAAAACUGAAUUAUAAUGAAAAAGAUGCAGAUCUCUUGAUCUGCUGUGGUUGUUUAGGGGACCACAGCGACGGCAUUAACGAAAUAGUUGAGUGCGACAGUUGUGGUGUGACUGUUCAUGAAGCUUGCUAUGGAAUAUCUGAUUCCAGUAGUUUAGCAAGUACUAACUCUCUAUCACCAACAGCACCAUGGUUCUGUGAAGCCUGUAAAGCAGGUGUGAAGGAACCUGUAUGUGAACUUUGUCCAAACUCUGGUGGAAUUUUCAAAGAAACUGACGUAGGAAAAUGGGUUCAUUUGAUUUGCGCUUUAUAUGUUCCAGGUGUGGCGUUUGGGGAAGUAGACAAGCUAACAAGUGUAACCCUGUUUGAAAUGCAAUAUAGCAAAUGGGGUGCCAAGACUUGCAGUCUUUGUCCAGACGGCCGAUUUGCUAGAACUGGAGUCUGUAUUGGAUGUGAUGCUGGAAUGUGUAGAACUUAUUUCCACGUUACUUGUGCUCAAAGAGAGGGCUUUUUGUCAGAAGCUCACUGUGAAGAGGCAGACCAAGCAGAUCCUUUCUAUGCGCAUUGCAAGUUACAUUCUGAUAAAACUUUAGUAAAAAGAAGAAAAAGAAAUUAUUUAGCACUGCAGCUAAGAAAUGAAUAUCGUAGGAUAAAAUUUCAAAAAGAGGGCCAUAUGGAGACCCCUGAACAAGUCAGAAUACAGAGGAAGCUCGCAAAGCAAAGAGUACAUUAUUUGGAGUAUAAAAAGAAGAAAAAUGCACCCUGGGUCCCAACUCAGAAAAUGCCAAGGCUAAUAACAACCAGUGCUUCAGCUUGUCGGAAAUUAUUACGUAAAGCAGAACAAAUGGGGAUUGAUACCUCAGAGUUGGAGAUGCAUGAUGCCCAGAUAGCAACAUUGGCUGAUAUAAGGAAAAAAUGGCACAUUCCUCCAGCUUUUACUGUAGAAUUUAUUGCCUAUUAUCUAGAUCGAAAUGAAAGACUCAGGGGCAUGAAAGCUACUCUUGAACAGUUUAUGGAAGAAAACAAGGUGCUUUUAGAUGAGCAGCAAAAACUAAGAACACAAUAUGAUGAAGUUCUUAAAAGGAGCAAUGAAGUGACAUCAAAAAAUGCAGAUUUGAAAGCCAGUAUACAAAAAUAUCAUUCAGCAAUAUUAAGCGCGUGUCCAACGAAAAAUCUGCCGAAUAUCGAUGAUAUUGGCAAGCCUCCUGCCCCCAAGCCGAUCCAGCAAACCAUGGCAGUACCUACGGCAGCAGCACUGAAAAUGGGUGUUGGGUUUCCACUAAAAAAUAUACCUUUAAGGGAGAGAGAGGAUCGAGUUCUUAGUAGUCAAGCGAAACCGACAGAACCUUUACAGCUGAAUGAAUGUGGUAUCUGUCGUCAAAGAAGAGACCAGCAUCUAUUAGCUAAAUGUGACACCUGCCACCUAUAUUAUCACACUGAUUGCCUAAAUCCUCCGUUAGCUCGUUUGCCUAAAAAAUCGAAACUUUACGGAUGGCAGUGCUCUGAAUGUGACAAAAGCUCUGAUUCAGAAGUAGAACAUGUUAAGGCACCUCGUAGAAGUCGUAGCAUAUACAGCAGAGAUCGUUCGGAAAACGAAAUCGGAAAUGUUCCCGCUAUCACCCCAAAGCUAAUAAUUAAACCAGUGGAUGAUCCUGAAGUGGCAACCAUAUGUAAGGCAGCGGAGACAAGUCAGAAGGAGGGCAAAAAGGAAAGACGACAUUCACACAAUGACAAAUCCAAAACGGGAAAUGGUCAUCAAGCGAAGAAAGCGCGAAAACAUUCUUCUGCUAGUGACACAAAUAUGGUAAAUGAGCAUGCAGACCAAAGUACGGCAGAUCUUUUAGCAGAUCUCGGCAGCAAUGAAGAUAUCGAAGUUAUAAUGGAAAACAACGUGCCUGUAGAUGGACAUGAGGGACACAAAUCUAAAAAAAGGCGUAGGGAUAAACAUAGAAAUAGAUAUAGUCCAGAACUUGGAAUGUCGAGCAAAGAGCACAAACGCAAACGUAAGAAGAAGAGCGUAGAGAUCGAAGAAAACUCAUCAAACAUUCCUCAUCCCAGAAUAACCAUAAAGAUAAAAUCCAUUCCUCUACCAGCUGGAGAAGUAGCCUCUGAAUCUAAUCCGCAGUGUUUUUAUGUGCCCAACGAAGCAGACGAUAAUGCCCCGGCUCUGUCGGUAGUUUUAAAGUCCGAUAAACAGCUAGAAAGUCGAAGAGUUUCAUCUGAUGGGACCAUUUCAAAGAAAAAUCGUGUUGUUAGGACUUCUGUGUCCGAGACUAGUGCUCCUAAAGAUCCCUUGGCCUUAGAUGAUCCCCUUGAGAUCCCAGUAAUGCCAUCUAGGUCGGGCAGGGGUAGCGCCUUCACUAGGUCUUCAGCACCAAAGCCUAGUGCUGUACCUGUGGAAAGUUUGUAUUGUGACGUUUGUCAGCAAGAGGGCAGCAAUACUACAGCUGUUAGAUGCGACGAAUGCUUAAAGCUUUAUCACUUCUCGUGUUUGGAUCCACCCCUAAAAUCUUCUCCAAAGAAAAGGGGAUAUUCUUGGCAUUGUGCCGAUUGUGACCCUACAGGGUCAGAGUAAAUAUGAUACCAAGGUCUGUAUUAAGGUACAUGAGUUUUAUUUAAAAUGUUACGGCGUGCAUAAGGUUUAAUUUUGGUUACAUUGAUGUAAUGAAAUGGAUUAGUUGCUAAUAAAAUUAGGUUAGACCCACAAA